This is a messenger RNA of Colias croceus (clouded yellow), 2626 nucleotides long. RefSeq names its product fumarate hydratase, mitochondrial-like. Lineage: Eukaryota; Metazoa; Arthropoda; Insecta; Lepidoptera; Pieridae. The record is from RefSeq and is a predicted model, not a curated record. Gene Ontology annotation, biological process: fumarate metabolic process; malate metabolic process; tricarboxylic acid cycle. Gene Ontology annotation, molecular function: fumarate hydratase activity. Gene Ontology annotation, cellular component: mitochondrion; tricarboxylic acid cycle heteromeric enzyme complex. Bases 329 to 1765 code for a protein of 478 amino acids. The transcript is spliced from 11 exons.
CGUCGCGGACCGUCUUACGAUACGCACGUACUUUAAAUCUGGGGUCUUUAUACGCGACUGUGAUUACUGAUUUCAUUUUGUAUUCCACACUACAUACAACGGCAACGUGACUAUACCAGUAAAACAAGUUUUGAGAAUCGCGUACCGGCGCGCGCGGCUGAAUUAGAUUUUUAUUAUCUGUGGUAGCCAUAGCCAACGCAACAGUUUAGAAAGUCACUGGUUUGAUAGAUUUAAAAAAAUAAAUUGUGACAUUGUUGUGUACGACAACAGUUGAUUGUAUUUUUUAUAUUUUAACUAGGUACCUAUAUCGUUAAGUUUUUGCGUAAAAAUGGCUUGUUCAGUAUGUAUGAAUCCAGAUGGGAAACCUGUGAAAAUGAGGAAAGAAAAAGACACGAUGGGCGAGCUGGACGUGCCGGACGACAAGCUGUACGGCGCGCAGACCGUGAGGUCCAUUAUGAACUUCCCCAUCGGAGGGAUUGAGGAGCGUAUGCCGUACCCAGUAGUGGUUGCUAUGGGAAUCUUGAAGAAGGCAGCUGCAAAAGUCAAUAUUGAGUAUGGUCUGGACAAAAAAGUUGCGGAAGCCAUAGUGCAAGCGUGCGACGAUGUCAUCUCGGGCAAGUUGUACCGAGAGGGUCACUUUCCCCUCGUCAUUUGGCAAACUGGGUCGGGUACACAGACCAACAUGAACACUAAUGAGGUCAUAGCGAACCGCGCGAUCCAAAUACUUGGCGGCAAACUUGGCAGCAAAGACCCGGUACAUCCAAACGAUCACGUGAACAAGUCCCAAAGUUCCAACGAUACCUACCCAACGGCUAUGCACAUAGCGGUGGCGAUGGAACUCAGGGAUAGAUUGAUGCCAGGGCUAGUGUGUUUGAGAGACACGCUUGCUUCCAAGUCGAAGGAGUUUGAGAAGAUUAUUAAGAUCGGCAGAACGCACUUAAUGGAUGCUGUACCUCUAACACUAGGCCAAGAGUUCUCCGGAUACGCGUCCCAACUCACAUAUGGUAUAGAGCGAGUGUGUAGCACACUACCUCGUCUGCACUACUUGGCAUUGGGUGGAACUGCUGUGGGCACCGGGCUCAAUACCAGGGUGGGAUUCGCCGAAAAAUGCGCUAAGGAGAUCGCUAAUUUGACUGGUAUUCCUUUCGAAUCUGCACCGAACAAGUUUGAGGCGUUGGCCUGCCACGACUCGAUGGUUGAAGUAUCUGGAGCUCUCAACACUAUCGCUGUAUCUCUUAUGAAGAUCGUGAACGACAUCCGUCUAUUAGCUUCCGGACCUAGGUGCGGUCUUGCUGAAUUACUCCUGCCAGAGAACGAACCUGGUUCAUCUAUUAUGCCAGGCAAAGUGAACCCCACGCAAUGUGAAUCCCUCACAAUGAUCGCCGCUCAAGUGAUGGGCAACCACGUGGCCUGCACCAUCGGUGGUAGCAACGGUCACUUUGAGCUCAACGUCUUCAAGCCCAUGAUUGUGGCCAACGUUCUCAGGUCUAUACGGCUUUUGGGUGACGGUUGCCAAGCUUUCAACAAGAACUGUGCGGUCGGCAUCAAAGCAAACGUGGCUCAAAUCGACAAGAUCAUGAAAGAAUCCCUCAUGCUUGUCACUGCUCUUAACCCGCAUAUUGGAUACGAUAAGGCUGCUCAAAUCGCGAAAACGGCGCACAAAGAAGGCGGUACUCUCAAGGACACGGCUAUCAAGCUAGGCAUCCUGACCGCUGAACAGUUCGACAAGUGGGUCCGACCUGAAGACAUGCUGGGGCCCAAGUAGACCUGAUGAUGCACUGGAUCGAGGGUCUGCUGCAUCGUGUGCGGGGUAGCCUUGACGUGGAUAAUGUAGUAAAGGGAUGUUCUAAUACAGUAGAAAGCUGUUUAAAGUCUUGAAAAUUGUCCUCUUAUUGAGCAUAAUAUAUUUAUAUCAUUUUAUAAAAAAAAAGACGUGUGGCACUCGGGGACUGCCGCGGUACAGCUAUUGCAUGCUAUGCCUUCAAGCCACACCUCCGCCCGUCGGAGUGGGGAGCGUGAGGUUUUUCGUUACAAAAUUUUUGGAUUCGGUCCCCGCGCUCAAGGCCCGCGAUAGAAGCUAUGCAAUAGCUUAAAAAUAAACCCUAUUUAAUAUUUUGAUACUUGCAUGUUUAUAAGAAGGGAACAACGAAAUAUAAUUUCUCAUGACACCUUUGAGUUAUCUGCUAUCUACUGUAUUAGGAUAUCAAUGUAUUAUUUCAAGUUUACUGCAAUUUACAGUUGUGUUAAUUUUAAAUCAUUUUUAAAUUUUAAAUCAAUUUUUCCAUCAAUUGUUAUUGAUGGAAAAAAUGGUAGAAAGAAGUCAAGGUUACCUUAUUAUAUUUAUUUUAUGAUGGAAACACAGUGUACAUGUAUUUAAUUUAAUUUUUGAUGUAUGUUCCGAUUAUUAUACAUUUUUUUAUUCAAAAUAGUAUCUGCGAGUGUAUACUAUGUGAUGCCUUAGAAACAAAAAAAGUUCCGAUUGGAAUUAACUCUACCACAAGAAAAUACGUAUAAAUGAAUAAAUAUAACUGCCAAUGACAUUAUAAAUUAAAAGGUGUAGUUAUGUUACCAAUAAAACAUUCAAUCUUCUAAGAGCUAGCGCGCAAGAGCAACUUUUGUCUCCGCA